This is a messenger RNA of Galdieria sulphuraria, 1556 nucleotides long. Its product is annotated as diaminopimelate decarboxylase. The record is from RefSeq and is a predicted model, not a curated record. Gene Ontology annotation, molecular function: diaminopimelate decarboxylase activity. Gene Ontology annotation, biological process: polyamine biosynthetic process. NCBI's taxonomy places the organism in Eukaryota, Rhodophyta, Bangiophyceae, Galdieriales, Galdieriaceae. The coding region runs from base 21 to 1313 and encodes 430 amino acids. The transcript has 4 exons.
AUUUAUGCAUUCAUUUGAAGAUGGAAACUUCACUGUGGUCCAAAGUAGUACAGCGAGCACUUGAUCGAGGCAUCUUAUCCGAAACAACACCUAAAGUGUUUAUAUAUCAUCUUGAUAAACUGCAAAAUACUUGGAAACAGCUGUUCGAUGCCUUUCCUCCCAAGACACUUCACACUUUUGCUUUAAAGGCUUGUCCUGUGAAAGGAGUUCUUUCACUUGCUUUCAGUUAUGGUUUCGGUGCAGAAUGUGCUUCUAUAGGAGAAGUUUAUCUGGCUAAAAGCUUUGGUUGUCCUUCAGAAAGAAUUGUAUUCGAUUCACCAGUAAAGACUAUGAAAGACUUGAAGCUGGCUUUGGACGACGAAAUAUAUAUCAACGCAGACAACUUUCAAGAACUUGAGAAAAUACAACAGCUGUUGAGAGAAAACGAGGAAGAGUUGUGCAACAAGCAAGUUAGAGUGGGUCUUCGUAUCAACCCUCAAAUAGGCUCAGGGUUGAUACAGGAAACCAGUACUGCUAGUGCACAAAGUAAGUUUGGUGUACCUUUGAAAGAGAAGCUCGAGGAAAUAGUAGAGUGCUUCCAAAGAUAUUCAUUUCUAAAAGGCAUCCACGUACAUGUUGGUUCUCAAGGUUGUACUUGGGAACUACUGGAGCAAGGUAUUCGUGCUGGAGUUGAUUUACUUGUCCAAUUAAGAGAACGUUUUCCUGAACGCUUACAAACGUUGGAUAUAGGCGGUGGUCUUUCUGCAGAUUAUGACGGUGUAUCUCAAGGUGCUAGCUUUGAAGAGUAUGUUUCAAGGCUUGAAAGGGUUGCACCAGAAUUAUUUGAUUCUUCUCUGCAGCUAAUAACAGAGUUUGGACGACGUUUAUGUGCCAAAGCUGGUAUAUUUGUAUCCCGAGUUGAAUAUACAAAGCAGUCGGGUAAUAGGAAUAUUGUAUUAUGUCAUAUUGGCGCAGAUAACUUUUUACGUCCAGUAUAUCUUCCCAAGAAUUGGAAACAUAGAAUAUUGGUAUUGGAUAAACAAGGUGGCAACAAGUUGUUGGAUGGACGUGAAUAUCCGAUGAUAGAACAAGAUAUUGCAGGUCCUCUUUGUUUCUCUGGUGAUAUAUUUGCAACUGGUCGUCUUUUACCCCGUUGUGAACCUGGUGACUGGCUUGUUGUUUUGGAUAGUGGUGCUUAUACGUUAAGUAUGUAUUCUCGACAUACUUCACAAUGGGUAUCUGCCGUAUAUGGUUUCCAUGAGAAUUCGAAUGAACCAUUUCAACUCUUGAAAAAGGAAGAAAGUCCUGAAGAGUUGAUACGGUUUUGGAGUUGAAGUCUGCAAAGUAUUUUUGUGAAUGAAAAGCGUGAAGAACGACGACAAAGUGUUGUGUGAUGAUAUUUUGACUGCAACGGAUAAAGCCUUUCCCUUUGGAGACGACGUCUUAGACUAUGGCCUCUUUGAGCAUAUUUGGCCAGAAUUUUGCUUUCAAGUAGUCAACUAUUGUGAGAUUAUCUUGUCUAAAAGAGUAAACUCCUUAGGUUUCUCCAUUCAUGGGCCUACUGGUUCAGGAAAAAC